This is a messenger RNA of Toxoplasma gondii ME49, 1489 nucleotides long. Its product is annotated as cytochrome b5 family heme/steroid binding domain-containing protein. Bases 215 to 916 code for a protein of 233 amino acids. The record is from RefSeq and is a predicted model, not a curated record. Gene Ontology annotation, molecular function: heme binding. The transcript has 3 exons. NCBI's taxonomy places the organism in Eukaryota, Apicomplexa, Conoidasida, Eucoccidiorida, Sarcocystidae. Gene Ontology annotation, cellular component: membrane; intracellular membrane-bounded organelle.
UUGCGCGCUCGACCGGCGGCGGAGACACACGCGAACGGCGAGACAAACGAGAGAGACAGGACACAAAGCGCGGGCGCUGCGAACGGCCUUCGUUGUCGGCCGCGUCGAGAAGAAAAAAAGAAGGAAAGCAAAUUCCACGCGAAAGUCGUCUAAGGCGCGCUGUCUCGCCAGCUGAGUCUCUCUGUUUGGGCGACGACCUGCGGCGUCCUCACGCAUGUUUCUUCAGGAGAUCUGGCCGUCGUCCGACCAGGCGCGAUCCCCUCUUCCUGGACUCUUUCUCUUCGAACACAGAAGUCUCCCCUUUUUCUGCAGCCUCUCUCCACUUUUCUUGGCAUGUGAUCGUUUUGUCUCUCCCUCGCGUUCGUCCUGCAUCUGUGGCCUGUCCUGUCCAAACUUCGUUGCUGUGUCCCCGGCUCCUGUCCGGUCGCUUUCUUCUCCGUUUUGCCUUCUUCGCGCUUCCUUCUGUUCUCCAUUCGUCGACGAGAUGGCGGAGAAGAGUGAGCAGUGGCGGCAACGCGCCAUUGCGAUGGAGGAAGUGAAGAAACACAACUCAGAGAAAGACAUUUGGUGCAUCAUCCACGGUGUCGUCUACGACCUCACGCCCCUCCUUCACAAACACCCUGGAGGCGUCGACGUCCUCCUCGACUUCGCUGGCCAGGACGCGACGGAGGCGUUUGAAGACAUAGGACACAGCUUCAGCGCCAGGCAGAUGGCAGCGCCGUUCGCCAUCGGAGUUCUCGAAGGAUGCGAAAAAUCUGCCACGGGCUGCAUGAACAAAACGCUUCCGCGGAAAAACUGCUGCACUUCUGCCACUGCGACAAAGGGCGCCGAUUCUGUGAAAGGCAGCGUCGGCGCCGCCGCUCUGGUUGUUCUCGCAGCAGCAGCAGCUGUCUUCUACAUUCUGAAUCUUUCUUGACAAGCACAGCCACACUGGAGAACGGCCGUUGCCGGCAAAAGACAGAGGGAAGGCCGAGGAAAAGAGCUGAGAAGAAGUGAAGAAGACGUUUACAAAGGAGAGACGAAGUCCCCGAGAGGAGAAAAGGAGACAGACACAGAGGAGGAGACAUGAGAGAAGCCACCCUUCGUUGUGUCUCCGUGGAGAGGGAUCCUCUUCAACGCUCUCUUAUCUGCUUUUUCUUCUGUCGCACUUUACUUUUUUUUCUCGUACCCUCGACACCGAUUCCCGAUUGUUCGUUUUCGUUUUUUUCCUCCCCUUUCGUCCUUCGCAACCUGGUUGCUCUUUCCUUUUCGCGUCUGUUCUUUGAAAGAGAGAGAUGCGUUUCCCUGAGAAGCAGAAGCUCGGCUCUUCAACAGAGAUGCACGCAGUGUGUACCUCAAGCGUCUUCUGCCUUAAACUUUCCGAUCUCCUCUUCCUUUUUAUCUCGCUCUCUCCAUCUCUCCUGCGAGUCCACAUCUCUCCUCUUUCGCCUCGAAAAAGACUGUCUCUUCCUCUCUAAAACGGACCAUCUCUAGGAUGCACGAAACAGCG